This is a messenger RNA of Conger conger (European conger), 2868 nucleotides long. Its product is annotated as guanylate-binding protein 1-like. Lineage: Eukaryota; Metazoa; Chordata; Actinopteri; Anguilliformes; Congridae. Gene Ontology annotation, molecular function: GTPase activity; GTP binding. The record is from RefSeq and is a predicted model, not a curated record. The coding region runs from base 258 to 2480 and encodes 740 amino acids. The transcript has 11 exons.
GCCCAGAAACAAUGUCGGAAUAUAGACUACAAUUAGUGAGCCUUGGCCCCUGCUGAACAAAAAAAAACGGUGGCCAAUUAGACCAUCUGAAGCUAUGUUUUGAAACAGCUGGUAGCUUGUAUUUCAAGUAUUGUUUGUCGGAGAUUGUCAAUUUGAAGGCAAGAACGUAUAGCGCGUAGAAUUGAACAUGUUCAGUCUGCGAGCGAAAAUUCGAGUGUUGUUUACCACACUUCCUCAUCAUCUGACGUCGGGUUAUCAUGCAAGCCCGUGCCAUUGAGGAACAUUCAUCAAGCAGUCUUUCGACUGAUAAUACAGUCAUGGCCAGCCCUGUUGCCUUCAUGGAGUCCCCUAUGUGCUUGAUUGAAAAUACGGAUGGAAACCUUUCUGUGAACCAAGAGGCGGUGGAUGUCUUGAUGGGGCUGAAUCAGCCAGCAGUGGUGGUGGCCGUGGUGGGCUUGUACCGCUCUGGAAAGUCUUACCUCAUGAACAAACUGGCUGGGAAGAAGCACGGCUUUGCCCUGGGAGACACGGUGCAGUCACAGACCAAGGGCAUCUGGAUGUGGGCCCUUCCACAUCCCACAAGAGCAGGCCACACCCUGGUGUUACUGGACACUGAGGGGCUUGGGGAUGUUGAGAAGGGAGAUCAGAAGAAUGACGCAUGGGUCUUCUCACUGGCCAUCCUCUUGAGCAGCAUGCUCGUCUACAACUGCCGGGCGACCAUAGACAACCAAGCAGUGGAGACUCUUCAAUAUGUCACAGAGCUGACGGAACGGAUCAAAGUCAAAUCUCCCGGUGGCGCUUCAUCCUCUGAGGACGGAGCAGACGCACAGUUUGUGCAGUUCUUCCCCAAGUUUGUGUGGGUCAUCCGGGAUUUCACGCUGGAGCUCAAGAUUGACGGGAGGGCCGUGACUGACAACGAGUAUUUGGAACAUUCCUUGUCCCUCAGGAAAGGCAGGGACAAGAAGACUGCAGACUACAACCUCCCCCGGGAGUGCAUCCGCAGCUACUUUCCGACGAGACGGUGUUUUGUGUUCAUCACCCCCACCACUCCAGAGAACAUGUCACGUCUGGAUUCCCUGGAUGAAUGCGAUCUCAGCCAAUCAUUUCGCACCGUCACCUCCAGCUUCUGCAGUUACAUCUUUAUGGAGAGCAACGUCAAGACGGUUAAAGGAGGGGUGCAGGUCACUGGAAGGAUGCUUGGUCAUUUGGCAAAAACCUACGUUGACACCAUCGCCAGAGGCGACGUGCCCUGCCUGGAGAACGCCGUGCUGGCUAUGGCGCAGAUCGAGAACGAGGCGGCGAGGAGAGACGCCCUGAAGGAGUACCAGCAGGGCAUGCAGGACCUCUGCUUCCCCGUGAACGUCCAGGAGAUGUCCCGGCAGCACAGGCUCUGCGACUCGCUGGCCACCAAGACCUUCAUGAGCCGCUCCUUCAAGGACGACAGCGGCGAGCACCUGAAAGCCCUGGCGGAGGCCAUCGCAGAGCACUAUGCCGAACUUCUCUGCCAGAAUGAACAAGCAUCUAAGGACCUGUGCAGGAACCUCCUGGCUCAACUGUCUGCACCGAUGGGCAAGAGGAUGCAGGAGGGCUUCUAUGCCGAACCGGGGGGCUACGAGCUUUACUGCGCGGACAACGAUGCUGUCGUGGCCCAGUUCCACAGCACGCCCAACAAAGGGGUUGUGGCGGAGGAGGUACUGGAAGAAUUCCUGAAAGAAAAAAGUGUGGAAUCCAACUCCGUUCUUCAGGCUGACAACAAGCUGAGUGAGCAGGAGAAAAGGAUUCACGAUGCGGAACAGAGGGUGGCCAUUUUAGAACAAGAGGAAAGGAGGGAGACGGAAAGACUAGAACUGGCUCAGAAGAUGCUAAGGGACCAAGAAGAGAGUCACCAGGAGACCAUACGUCAGUUACAGGUCAAGAAGCAGAAGGAGGCGGCUGAGGCCAUGAAAGAGUUGGAGCGAGCAAUGGAGAGCAAACUGCAGGAACAUGAGUGGCUGAUGGCCAAGGGGUUCCAGAGGAAAGAGGAUGCCCUGAAGGAGGAGAUCCAGGAACUGAAGAACAAUAUGGAAAUCACCAAGGAGAAGGACAAGGCCGCCCAGCGGGAGGCAGUGGUGAGCAUGACCAGAGUCCUCGCCAAUGGAGUCCAAACUUACAUGGAGUACAUGAGCCUCCAUGAGAACCGCAUUAUGAAGGAAGAGCAACGCAAGGAGGCACAAUACAGGCUCCAGCUGGAGAGAAGCAGACAGGGCAGGGGGUUAAAGCAAGUUGUUCAGGGGAAAGGAGAACCGAACCUUCACCAGCACCAGCGAGGAAAGCCCAAACCUGGACAGACAAGCUCCUCAACGGAUAGCGCGGAGACGCAGGCAAGCUCUUCACAGUCCAGUGCGAGGCCUGAGAAAGCAGAAGAUCCACAGCAUGAAGUCCAUGAAGUCCAUGAAGUCCAUGAAGUCCAUGAAGUCCAUGAAGUCCAUGAAGUGAAAUGAAUUCCAUAUUGUAGUGUCUGUGCUUAGCUUUUAAAAUGAAUUAAUCUCUCUGAUUAAUUAUAGUUUUCCAGUGUUAACAUACAGCCAGUUUCAGUAAUGCUUUGAGGCUUCAUGGUGAUGCAGGUUGCAGUAAAGAGACAUGCAUAUUCAAUAAGUUCCACAAACAGUACAGUUCAAAAUGCACAUGUAAAACCUUGAAGAGGUGACAUCAUUCUGCAUCAUUCUACAAAACCAAAAUUAUCAAGUUCAUAAAACUACGAAUUUUACACUGGGGCAAGGCAGAGAAACUUUCAUACAUCCAUCCAUGUAUCUUCUAUACUGUUUGCUCUGUCAUGGUUGUGGAAUGGAGCCAAUCCCAGCAUGCAUUGUAUAGGGCCUGCUGGGAAAC